This is a messenger RNA of Spirometra erinaceieuropaei, 7828 nucleotides long. The record is from the annotation of a GenBank genome assembly. Lineage: Eukaryota; Metazoa; Platyhelminthes; Cestoda; Diphyllobothriidea; Diphyllobothriidae.
AUGUCCUUCGCGAAAAACAUUCCAGACGAGCCGAUCGAUAAUUCAAAUAUGCAGAUCGAUCAGGCCCGAGGGGAAAAGCCAAUGGAGCGGCGCCACGAUGAAGAUGACAACGCAGUAGAGAAAACGCACGUGGUCUCCAGUGAUUGGCUGGCUCUUGUUUUUGGGAGUGUAGGCACUGCCAACACCUUCCCUUCAAGUAGGUCAGUACCGGUUUUGGCGUGGAUUGACCUGCAUCGCCCUUGUUGAUCGGUGCACGCGGUUGGUCCGGCGUCUUAGUCGUGGUUUAUUGUCUGGAGACACGGGGGCAGUGACUGAUACCGAUGACGGUACAUCCGAAGGGGCCGCAGCAGUGGUUUCGGGAACUGACCGAUCUGUCGGAAUGGUGAAGGUAUCCAGUAGGAUACCCCACGCACCGCCACACCGCCUGGUCUAAAGGACACACGCGAGCAGGAGUUUAGCUAUCAACAACAAAGAAUGGCGACUGGUGUGGCUGAGGCCGCACCGUGGGCUGCCGCCACACCCAGCUCAGUUCCCAUGGUUUGGGAGUGCCAUAAAGGCCACAUUAAAGAGAAGUCAUUGUGGCCGGACUCUUAGACUAACAGCCGGCCACUCCACAACUGUAAGGCACACAACACUGGGCCGACUGUGAGGUCCAAGUCAUCUCGUCAGAUGGCAAUCUUCCAUGCCACGGCCUGUAGUGCACCAUGAUAACUUCAAUCGCGUCAGAUUGCUUGUAGUGAGGAAAAUGUGCUGAGUCGUCCACCUUAAUCUCCCUUCCCAUUGUGAAAGAAGGAUGAAAAUCUGUUACUGGACUAAUUUCCUAGCAGUUGACCAUCGGAAGCCUUUAAAAGAAACGUCCGCAGGACGUAGAAGAAACUGGCAACAGUGUGUUUCCAUGUCAGCUGAAAAAUAAAACCAUCUGGACAUCGGCCCUAGUAUGCGAGAUAAGCACUAAAGAUACCGUUGUCGAGGAGACACACAGUCCGGAUAUUUAGGAUUUGGGACACCACAUACAGGUAAAUCUAAGCAAAUAUGGACCGUAGUAAUAAGGGUUUAUUGUACAACAGGUCGUAGCAUGAUUUUGCUGAUUAAUACUUAUCGGCUGGAGAGGCCACAUUUUCUUGCAAUAUGAUCACAGGUUUAAGAGGUGAAUCUCGGUGUGAAGCCCUCUGCAGAAAAGAACGUGAGCAGCUGUUUGGCAAGGCAUGAUAUUUUCGCAGUAAGUCACAUGUUGUCUAGAGUAGGCAACAGGAUGUAGAAUGCACGCUGGCUGUUUUCGAGCCAGUGCAAGGGGUCAAAACAUAUCGCUUCCUCCACAGAAAACUACGUUCACGAUGACUAUUGAAUUACAAAUUCUGAAUCAUCCCUAUCACCCCAUGAAACUUCCACGGUAUCGUGCGACUGUGUUGACGUCUAUUCCUAGUCCUACCUAUGCGCAUAAGUGGUCUAAUUCGGCACGAUUUUCCCACGCGUGGGAACGGAAAUGUUUUGUUCUCGUUGCACUGGUUGCACAACAGGCAGCGUUUUUCCCUAAUCCUGCAGUCUUAACAGGAUGAAAUUUGACUUGCCACGAAGACAUCGUCCAUCGCCAAAGGCCACUUACGAACAUUUCGCCAGAAAACUUCAGACCCCGUUGCAUCUCUCAGAUCCGUGAUCACAUGCUGUUGAACUGAGCCCGCUACAGCUUAUUAUACAAUAAUACGAUUUUAUUGCGGAAACUGCUAUUAAUAUAGUCCGAUUUAUUUAUUCGCAAAAUCGUGGAUAAAUGGACGCAGCCUAUCCUGCACUUCGUUAACUUUACUGCUACCUAGUGCGCUGACUUUAGAUUUUCAUGUGAUAUUCUCGCUUCGUUCAAUUUUGCAUUUUGUAAAUGUAUGUAGCAAAAUACUAGGCCGUCCUUAAGAAAACGCCCGUAUUUUCUUUUCGAAUUGUAAAUAUUCCCUUUCAAGUGCGCUGCGAAAUUACAAACGGCCGUAUCAAGCAACAAUGCACAGAUAUUAAUUUGCACACUUUCCCACUUAAGAUUACAUUGACCAAAAAUUUUAUUUUUGCAGUCAGCCGCUAUAUUCGUCAGUCGUACGCCUGCACCUUUUCACCAUAUCACAACAUGCACCUGACCGUACUGGACUCAGUCAUUAAACAUUGCAUGUUUAGCUGAUGCUUUCAUUAAGGUCGCAGAUAACAGCGAUUUUGUCGUUCUAGGAAUUGUUCGCCCUUCUAAUAUUUUGCUCAAUAUUCACAAAAUUCCAUUUGUAUGCCUCCCAUUUUUCCACCUCAUAAAUUAACAUUCCUCUUCAUGAAUAAUGCCCAACUACAGUAGGUGGUCUGGCUCAUGAAAUGUCAACCGAAGUUCCGAAAUGUGUUUUCGUUUCGAAAAGUUUACUUAAGUAGCGUUGCAAAACUAAUCAUCAUGCAGCAUAAUGCUGUGAUAAUUCCGUGUUCACAGAAUACCGGCUUUCGGAUGCACGUUUUUCCGCCUGCAUGCAAAAACUAUACACCUCAAAACAUGACUUCUUACUUAGCAUACACUUUUCUCAUAGAUGUUCAAUGCGCUUAAAAAUUCAACUAUAUUUCGUAGAAACCAUGCAUAGAAAUGUAAAUUAUUGUGCUCUUUUGGUAGAAAAUGCCGUCUUCUUCUAAGUUUACGCCCGAAGUAAGGGCAAAAAUCGGGUUAAAAAACAGUUCCAAGUCCCGCAUCAUUUUGAGCCCGACCUAUCGACCGUUUGCUCACAGAAUUUACAAUGUCUCAAAUUCACUACAAAUUUGAUGAACGCUAUGUAUUCUCCUUUUAAUAUAAUAGAGAACUGUAUGGUUUACCAUACGCGGAAAUAUACGGUCUGUUGUUCAAAAACCCCGAAUUCAAAUGAAUUCGGGAAUCGGAGAAGCUUUUAAAACCGAAUCAUACCCUUACUUCGAGUAUAAAAUUAGAAGAAGACUUAAUAUUCCACCGAAUCAUCAAAAUAAUAAAUAUUUUUACGUAUGUUUUACAUGGAAUAUAAUUGACUAUUUCAGAGCCACGAACACAAGCGGGAAAAUUCAUGUUACUUCCGAGGCCAUUUUUUACAGAGUGCAUUUUUGCAUGCAGCUGAAAGACGUUCAUCCGAUGGCCGGCAUUCUCAGGGAACUGAAUAAGAACAGAAUUAUGCUGCAAAUACUUAGUUUUACAGCACUAAUUAAUAAACCUUUUCGAAACGAAAAGGCAUUUCGUAAUUUUAAUUGAGAUGUUUUAAGACGUUUGAAACUACAGAAGUAGCUCUAUUAUUCUCUUCUACGCUUACUAUCGAUUUAACUUAGAAUAGCUGAAAUAUUUGAAUUAACUACAAAAAUGAGCUUCGUGCGUGAUAGACGCAGGAAGUAGUUAGCUAAUAAGGGUGCGAAUGCUUCUAGGUCUGUAGCUCGUGUUCUCUGCCAAAGAUCGUCAACUAAGUCCCAUCAAGUCACUCCACCUUUCCUUAGUUCCUACUAGACCUUCAUUACAGAGUUGUCAGGAAAAUGAGAUUUGUUAAGUUCAUUCGGUGCCAAUAAUUUCACCAUUGAAAUUAACCCCAUUCCUUUAAUUUCUCCGUCGUCUAAUGCCUCAACCAUAACCAAUGAAUUUGAUCCUGCGAAUAUGCAUAAACAUAUGCGCCAGCUUAAUAACUUGCACUCGGUAGGAACUGGCAACAUCCGAACCCCUUUAUUAAGCAGCUCAGCAUUUUUGCUUCUCUGUUUAGCAAAUUCUUGUCCGUCCAUGUUGAGAAUGACUUUUUUCUUGCCUAUUGAAAAACUUCGUUUAUUACUAUACUAGUAAUUAAAUUUGGUUGCUGUUGUGAUGUUAGAAAAUGUGGAGGUGUCCAUAAAGCGCAUCCUUUCGUCAAAAUCCUUGAAAGAAUGUUCGUAUGACGACUGUGGACCUCUUACAGUCAGUAGAUUCAUCAGAUCCUCCAAAUUUGUCGUCUUACCCGACCGCUGUUGCGAAUAAUGUCAUCUGCUGUUUCUCAAUCUAUUUACUUCUAUAUUUAAUGAUUGUCUAUUUGUGGUAGUUACUUAUUUUACCCUUGAUAAAGCCUUCGACGAAGUGACUCUUAGUUCAAUAAGGAGGUCCGAGACCAGUUAUAGAUAUCUAAUCGCAAACUAAAAAGUUUUAAUGGGAUCUUCAUUAUUUGAUAAGAGCCAUCUGUUAAGUGCUGUCCUGUAAGGUACCAAUUUAGGUUCUCUUUUACUUCUGCUCUUCACUUAUGAUUCUUCGUCAGCAAUCAGACACUAAAAACCUCUUAUUUAUGCUGAUGAACCCAAACGCGUAUAUAUAUAUUCCUUGAAUCUACGAGCCAGUAUUGCCUAGAUCAAAUUCAUACUACUUUGCUUGCCUUCUCAGCGUGGAGCUCAAAAUGGCUAAUGGAAAUGCACCUUAUAGACCUGUGAUCACAUGCUGCUGAUCUGAUAAUGCUACGACCUGUUGUACAAUAAACCGCUAUUACUACGGUGCACAUGUACUUAGAUUUGCCUGUGUGUGGUGUCCGAAAUGCUAAAUUUCUGGACGGUGUGUCUCUUCGAAAACGGUAUAUUUAGUGCUUACCUCGCAUGCUACGGCCGAUAUCCAGAUGGUUUUAUUUUUCAGCUGACAUGGAAACACACGUAUCUGCUGUAGUCUCUGAUGAUGGGUUCCAGCAGGAACCCGAAACGUCAGGCUAAUAAAGUUCUUGUCCCAGCGAUGGUACAUCCUUCUUCGUGGAAUCACACUGUUGGCAGUUUUUUCUACGUAGUACGGACGUUUCAAUUGAAGGCAUCUGAUGGUCAACUGCUAGGAAAUUAGUCCAAAAACAGAUUUUCAUCGUUCAUUCACAAUAUUCUGUGCAAUUCUAUAGAUGCUUUCUUUCUCACUUGCUUAGUGUGUCGUUAAUGCAGGCUCUCAUAUCCAUCUCUGUCUACUUCAGGUUCUUGUAGCACCCUAAUAACUCACCAUCUCCCAAUAUUCUGAACGUUACUGUCUAUUUACUCCUUUCCCUAGACAUUCUAGUUUCCUGCAUAAGAACUCGAUUUCAUGCCACAGAGUGUAGGAACUAGCACAUGCGGAUAUAUAGAGGAAUUUUCUGGGCAUUGUGUAUUGUGUGGUGGAGGUAGUUUCACUUGCCUAAUUAAUGAAACGUUAGAAGUUUCUUAUGAUAAUAUUUGGAAAUAUAACUAGCAGAGAAUUGGAGUGUCGUGAAACAGCGAUGAAGAAUUCAAAUAGUCUAAAUAAAAUUAAACAUAAAUAUAAGUCAGUAAGGACUAGUCUGAAAUGCUCAAAAAUAUUCCAAUGUUUCUGAGUACUGUGCAUUUGGGGUUGGAAAUGCAUACAGACCCGAUGGAACCAUCAGGCGUUAGGUACUUAUACCGAAAAACCCGCUGCCACCGCAAGAAACGUCUGGAGUCGUUUAUCAGAUUUGCUGCAGUUGCGGACAAAGCAACGGCCAUACAUUCAAAUUCGACGAAGCCGAAACUCACGCUAGAGGUGACAACCGCGUGAUCCGCGAGCUGCUCGAGUCAUGGUUCACUGGCCCUCAGUCAAUCAACAAGUGCACGGUCCUUCCUCUUCCAUGCUCGGUGCUAAGAAAUGGUCUAGCCAGAGUAAUUAGCCAAGCGGGAAGCGCACGGGUGAACACGUAUCCCAACGCCAGGGUCGGUGGGUCAGACGGUCGAGCAAUCAUCACAUCAACAUCCAACACACGUGAUGGGAUUGCGGCAAUUAACGACGCGAAGGUCGGCCCUCAACUAGUCAUCACACCAAGUGCAACGAUCCCUGAUGAAGUGGGGGAGGAGCUGUGAAUAUUCGUAGGUAUGUGCUAGCAUUGCGACCUCAUCCUACAAAUACUUCAGCCCCUUUGUACAUGAGCCACACGUAUCUGCUUUUGCCUCUGAUGAUGGCUUCGAGUAGGAAUACGAAACGUCAGACUAAUAAAACUCCUGCCCCAUAGAACGCGCGUCCCAUUUCACAAUAAAUUUUAAACGUUUUGUCUAACUUCUCACAUGUGCGGCCUCAUUUUAUCAGGCAAGGAAGUACGCAGUGGUAUAAAUAGUUCAUUGAUUUUAUAUAACAGACAGCCUCCGCCUUAUGUCACGAAUGGAAACGCGGCCCUGGGAUUAUAAGAUGAUUUCUUUACCUCCCAUCUCCCUACCUACUCGAGCGAAACUGUCAUAGAAAAAUAAUAAAUGCAGUCGCCUGUACAAUCUCUACUUGAUAGCGCAUUUGGCUCGGAUUGGUUACAGCCCCUGAUCGUCUUACCAUGUCAUGCUAUUAUGUGUUUUUCAACGCAAUAAAAUCCAAAUUGUCUAUUCUUCCCUGCCAAUUAAAUUCCCAUCGACAAGCUUAGGCAUUAUUUUUGACUUUCAGGCGCUAACCUCAGUCCAUAGAUCUAAUUUGUCCGCAUUCUAACCUCAUAAUUGAUCAUUCGCGGCAGAAGAGGAUGAUUCUUUAUGUUAUGCUUUCGGACUAUAUUAUGUUUCCAUGCUCAGCCUCACGUAAUGCAUUUUUGUAUCACACAAUCAUCCUAACUAAGGGAGCAUUAUUGGGUCUAAAGGGAUAAUGAGGGGUAGUCAGUGCGGUGUGGUAGGUGAGAGUAGUAAAUAGGAGGUAUCGGAAACGAUAGAUUAGCUUGAUAUGCAACAUUCAUCACGUAGAUAGGUGAAGAGGUCACAAUCGCAGCUGAAACUGUCGUUACGGAUGCCGAAAUUAAAAAACGAAGUCACUUUGGAGAACGACGGAAUUAUGCCCACUAAUCUGGUUUGACUAAGAUUUUCAUGCGUGCUACUCAUGUGUAUUCGGUAGCCUGAAAUAACUAGAUUUUGGGAGUGCAUAAUAUUGUCAACGCUAAUAAUUCUGCAUGUUGCUCAGAGUCCAUUAGUGCGUCACGGGCAGAAGUCUUAACGCAAUAUGCUAAAACCUGGCGAUGGGAUGAGGGAGGGCUAUAGUGGAACGCCCACCUUACAAGUUAGGAAGUUUAGGAAAGCAUAUUAAUUCAUUGUUGCUUGCCGCCUGCAUUUCGCAAAAUGACUAAAACGGUUCGGACUUACCUAAACUACGAUUGCGUAGAUAACAACUUAAUAAAUAGUUAUAUUGGGUCAUAGGAUCGGUAUAGCUUUCUCGCCUGUAGCGAUGAAACAAUUCACUUUGGUGUCAUGUCCAAUGCUUCCAAGGACAGCCUAGAGUUUUUGCCGCGUAGAUAUCUCAAACCUAAUUCUUCAGAUUACCUUGUUCCUUAAUUUCUUCUCAAGAGACUAAAAAGUUGAGACGGCAGUUGCGUGACCUAUCCACAAUUUCCUUAUCCGUUCAUCUCCGAAAUGGCCUCAAGGAUGUGCCAAGCGAGCGACAGGCAGAGAUACUCACUUACUCUUAGUGAUCCGAAACCUGGCAAAUCCGUCGCUAACAUCCCCGUCACCGGUCCUCCUCUAAAUGUGGACACGAACUUCCACCCCUGCUAAACAAUAACAAAAUCUUCCUCAUCGUUGACACUGACAGGAUGAAGUUGUUGAGUGCUGUCUUUGUAAAACACCUUAUUACUGAGUCCAAACCAGUCCCUUUCUUUCGUUCACUUUCAGAUGUUAAUAACUACCGGGGCGUGCACAAAACACCGUCUCUAGCAAGGCGCUGGCUGUCCUUGGUCGCGCACGUCGCCAACACCAGAACUGUUUCGACGGCAACGACGCCGCCAUCAGCAAACUGCUCGCCGCGAAGAACUACCUGCACGAAGCCUUCGUCGACUGCCCCACCGAUGACAACAGAGAUGUUUUCUACCGUAGUCGUUGCCCCCUUCAACAUCGGGGGCGCGAAAUGGAGGGCGCCUGGACGGCUCGCAAGGCCGAGGAGAUCUAG